Maniola jurtina (meadow brown) is the source of this 1723-nucleotide messenger RNA. RefSeq names its product transcription factor Adf-1-like. Lineage: Eukaryota; Metazoa; Arthropoda; Insecta; Lepidoptera; Nymphalidae. Gene Ontology annotation, biological process: regulation of transcription by RNA polymerase II. Gene Ontology annotation, cellular component: nucleus; transcription regulator complex. The transcript is spliced from 2 exons. Bases 254 to 964 code for a protein of 236 amino acids. The record is from RefSeq and is a predicted model, not a curated record.
UUCCGCCAUAGUUUAUCCGUACUCCUUCGUUGUAUGACUAGCGAUAGAGAAGCGAAACUGCCUGUUCUAACACAUAAGUUUACUGUAUAUGACUAUUUCUUUCCCACGCGAUUUCGAACGAUGGGGACCGACGCCCGUUACUCCGCUUCGCCGCGUUUCGUUCGCCAUUUUGUGAUUGUUUCGCAUAUAUUUCGCAGCGACCUUUAUUCUGUAGCAUUCAGUUUGCUUGUGAAAAUAAUAAUAAUUCGUUAAAAUGGAUGUCAAUUUUACCGAAAAACUUAUUCAAGAGGUCAGGAACAGACCUAUUAUUUACUUAGUAAGUCACCCUGACUACAAAAAUAACACAAAAAAAUUACAAGCCUGGCGGGAGGUUCAGCGGGAAUUAAAUGUAGAAGUUAAAAUUUUGAAAUCGAAAUGGAAGAAUCUGAAGGACACAUACAAUAAAUAUAAGCAAUCUAGACAAAUCACUAGUAGCCAAGCUGCUAAAAAGCUAUCUAACUGGGCCUGGGCGGAUCACAUGAGUUUUAUGGACCCGUCCUUUUCUCCGAACGAUACACAAAUCAGUAUAGAACUUUCAUCUGCAAAUGUAGAGCACGACACUAGUUCUACGUCGGGGCAAAGCAGAGAAGUUAAGCAGGAAAUUGAAUUUUCUGCUGUAGAAGAAACUCAUAAUGAGCAAGAAAUAUAUCCAAUGGUCCAGUAUUUGCAUAACAGGAGAAGAUCCCGCACCCGUGAUGAUAAAGUAGAAGUGAAAUGCGAUGGUGUAGAUUUAUUAUUUUUAGGAUAUGCCGAUACAUUCAAAAAGCUUUCUAAAAGAAAACAAGUGUCUGUUAAAUUUGAUAUCGCAAAAGUUUUAAUGGAGGCUGAACUCAGCGAUCUUCAAGAUACUACAGCAAAUCCUGAAAGUUACUCUGCAGCCUCAGGAAGUUACUCGAUGGCACGGAAAUCUCGGUAUGAUCAGUGACCCGACGAUUACGAUCAAUGAUGUUGUAAAAUAUUUAUUUCUGCCAACCAUGAAGCAAUGGCUAUAACAAUUUUUCUUUGCAUCCUACGGAUUUGACAACUACUUCCAAAAAUGUAAAUAUUAUAUUACCGAAAUAAGAAAAAUUCUUCAAUAAUAUAUGUCAAAGUUAAAUAAAUAUUUAAUUCAAAUUGACAAUUUUUAUUUGAUGCAGGCCAUCUACGAGUAUCUUUAUUCAUAUACGUAUAAAACAGUAUUGACUUACUAACAACCACCGCAUAACUGGUGGAUCCAGAAGUUUGAAAUUUUGGAUAUAGGUUCCCUAUAAUUAACCCGUGUUCAAAAAGGAUUUUGAGAUAUUUCAACGGAAUCUUCAAUAAACCUACAUCCUACAUCCUAUUACUUUCGUGCAUUCAAAUUCUAUACCUUUAUCGUACACUGCAAUAUCAUUUCUAUUGGCUUGGACUCAGAAAGCGAAGACAUUUUAAACCGACUUCUAAAAUUGAGGAGGUUCUCAAUUCGGUGCAUUUUAGUUUCUAUGUAUUACCUACACCGAUUUCUCCAAUCGAAUGAACCGAUUUGCAAUUUUUUCGCCCAAAUACCUGUUGUGAAGAUUCGCUAGGAACAAGCGAUUUCGCUUAGUACUCGUAGGUAGGUAGGUACAUUUAUUUCAUGGCGGCGGUGUGCUACAGGCAUAAAUACCUAGCAACAGAUUUAUCAAACCAGUUUUUAAAUAUUUCAAAGACUAUAAGUGAAGAUAUA